This is a messenger RNA of Colletotrichum godetiae, 1951 nucleotides long. RefSeq lists its product as uncharacterized. The record is from RefSeq and is a predicted model, not a curated record. Lineage: Eukaryota; Fungi; Ascomycota; Sordariomycetes; Glomerellales; Glomerellaceae. The coding region runs from base 400 to 1758 and encodes 452 amino acids. The transcript has 3 exons.
GGCCUGGCUGCGAUCUGAUGGCCAUGCAAAUGCGAGCAAUGAGUACGGAGUGCAGCCGCGUGCCGGUGUCUCUGUGCCUUGGUAUUCUAGUUCCAGUUCCAGUUCUAGACCCCAGCCUUACAUCAACUUGAGGCAAUAGAAUAGUUCAACUGGUCCUCUCGAGCGACACCAAAAAGGGGGGCCUUCAAGACACUCGGCCGAACUCUCCUCUUGCUUCUUCAACAACAACUUCCCACAAACAUUGAUACCGCCAGCUCCAUCGCGACCUCGAUCCAUUCAAUUCGAUUCAAUUCAUACUGUACAAUCAGACUACACCUUUCAAUUGUCCAAAAUAAUACCAAUCUUACAAUCCUUGUACACAGGGAAGCUCCAGAAGGCAAACACCAAGGCUCCCUCACGAUGCUUCGCUCUUCGCGCCAACUCGUGCGGCUCGCUCCGCGCAAAGUCGCAACUCCCUCAACAGUCUCUUCAACGUCCUUCUCCACGAGAGCUCCGUCGACUUCUCUUCACACCCCCAGACGACCUGCUUCGGCCCUCCAGGCUCGUCUGGCUCCCCUGUCCCUCCAAGCACGAUACACAAAUUCGCCCUACGACAAGAUCGACAAGAAGGCCGAGGCUGAGAUUGCGAAAAAGAAGCUCGAGUCUCAUCCUGAAGAGGUUUCGACCGAGUCGUCUAGAAUCCACCUAUUUGAGCCGGAACCCGCCAAAACACAAAAGGAAGAGGACCUCACCGGAGGACUAAAGAAGGAGUUGAACAUUGUCAAGGACACCUUCAAUCUUAGCGAAGUGCCAAGGGAGCCCUACUUGCUCGGUCUUGCAGGCACUCUUCCCUACCUCGCAACAUCCCUAAGCACAGUCUAUCUGAGCUGGGACCUGAACCUCGAAUGGCCCUCUACGUCGACCUUUGCAAACCAUAUUUAUAUGAACCAUGAGUCAGCACAAUACUGGCUGAGCCUUCUCGAGCCCAUCCAGCUCGGAUACGGCGCCAUCAUCGUCUCCUUCCUCGGAGCAGUCCAUUGGGGCAUGGAGUACGCCGAGAAGACGCCCCAUCCCACCCGAACAAAGUUCCGCUACGGCAUGGGUGUCGUCGCGCCUAUGAUUGCCUGGCCCUCCCUUCUCAUGCCCGUCGAAUAUGCCCUUACCUCACAAUUCGCCGCCUUCACCUUCCUCUACCUCGCCGACACCCGAGCCAAGAACAAGGGCUGGACCCCUCAGUGGUAUGGAAUCUACCGUUUCGUUCUGACUGCCAUUGUCGGAGUUUCCAUCUUCGUCAGCUUGGUUGGUCGCACCAAGAUCGGUAAUGCGCAACCCCACAUCGGCGAGGGUCUAGCCGAGAGCAUGCACUUGGGCAAGACCGACACCAGCAAGGAUUGGGCUAAGCUUGAAGAGGAGGAGAGGAAGAAGCAAAAGAAGGAGAAGGAGGAGGCCGAGAAGAAGAAGAAGGAGGAAGAGAAGAAGCAAAAGGAGGAGGAGAAGAAGAACGCCAAGAAGGGCGACUCCAAGAGCAAGACCAAGAAGGACGACAAGAAGGACACCGGUGCCAACAAGAAGGACGACUCCGAGGAGGAGGAGGGGGCGGAGGAGGAGAAGGAGAAGAAGGAAGAUGAGGACAACAACAAGGGUGAAUCCAAGGAUGAAAAGUCCGAGGAUGAUUCCAAGGACGCUUCUAAGGAUGACUCCGAGAAUGAGGGUAAGGACGAGUCCAAGGAAAAGUCCAAGUCCAAGGACGUGGGCAAGGAGAAGGAGAAGAAGGAGUAAAGGCUUUCUAAGGCUGAUUCCUAUAGACGUCUGGAAUCCCCGCGACUCAUCAUUUCCUAAGUACUAUAGCUGUAUUUGCGCGGUGUAAGGGCAUUGCGAGCCAUAUUGAACGGACAAGGCGUUUGAGGCAUUACGUUUAUACUGUUCUAGCAAACACUAUAUUCAAGCAAGCUAUACAUUAUUCAAGUAAGAC